AUGGCAUUAGGUGCAUUAAAUGCAUUAGCAAUGAAAGUUGUUGACAUGACGGUUGAAGGUAUAGUUGAAGAUUCAAUAUCUGACCGCUUUGCCGAUGUGGUUCACGAACCAACAUCAAAAGAGAUUGCAACAUCCAAUAAUAUCGCAAAAGCUCGUUCAAUAGCAUUGUAUAUUCAUGCAAUGGAAGAGUAUUGUGGUGGUGAUCGUCCAUAUAUUCAUCCCAAUCCAUUGGAAGCAUUACACAAUGCAGUACGACGACAGUCGUUAGUGGAAUUUCGUCGAGCAGUAAAGUUGGGCGAUGACCAAGUAUCGCAAUCAUAUCAAGAAGUUUUAGAUGGUGAAAUGUCAGAAUUAUUUUCAAAUUAUAAAAAACAUAAUGAAACAUAA
Molecule: messenger RNA, 387 nt
Organism: Didymodactylos carnosus
Lineage: Eukaryota; Metazoa; Rotifera; Eurotatoria; Philodinida; Philodinidae
Source: the annotation of a GenBank genome assembly